AUGUCUACCGCUCCUAAUCUCGCUUACACAGCUGGCCCAGCAAUGCCUGUGCCCAUGCCACAGCAUCCCGUUCCCGCUCAGUAUAUCCCCGCCCAGCGCAACAUGCCACACCCCAACGAUGCUGCUCUUCGCCGGAGCCGCAAGCCCACCGACAAGAACAUCCCCGACGGCAUCGAAGAUGUAGUGAUCGGGGAAGGCGUACAGCAGUACAAGAACCUGCGCGAUUUAGAGAAGAGAUUGGACGCCGCCAUCGUCCGGAAGAGACUGGACAUUCAGGACUCGAUCAGCAAGACCGUCAAGAAGUACCGGACGAUGCGCAUUUGGAUUACAAACACAGUCGAGAAUCAACCGUGGCAGGGCGCGACUGGCCAGAACGGGUCAGCGACUAACCCCGGCUCGGGACGUUAUAAGGUGCGCAUAGAGGGACGACUGCUGGAUGAUGACACCGAUCCUACGGCCCCUGAGGACAGCGACAACGAGGGCAACGAGACGCAGGCGAAUGGAGAUGCCAUGGAUCAUGACGGGAAGGAUGCUAAGAAGAACGCCCCGAAGCGGUCGAAGCAGCGCUUUUCACACUUUUUCAAAACGAUCACGGUCGACUUCGACAAGUCUUCAACCGCGAACCCGGAGGAGGUUAAGACUGUUAACUGGACCAAGCCACAGCUUCCGGCUAAUACUGUAACAUUGCCCCCGACUGCCGAUUUUGAUUCUCUGCAGUUUUCUAGAGCUUCACAGGAGAACUUGAAUGUUACCGUGAGCCUUGUCAGAGAUGAGACUCCCGAGCGGUAUAAGCUGAGCAAGGAUCUGGCCGAGGUGCUCGACGUCGAGGAGGAAACGCGCAGCGGAAUUGUGCUUGGGAUUUGGGAUUAUAUUCGCGCAAUGGGUUUACAAGAAGAUGAAGAGAAGCGUUUGGUCCGCUGUGAUCAUCGUUUGCGAUCUAUCUUCGGCCGAGACCAGAUGUUCUUCCCACAGAUUCCAGAGAGCAUCGGCCACCACACCAGUCCUCUUGACCCGAUCAAGCUUCCAUACACCAUCCGUGUCGAUGAAGAAUUCCACAAAGACCCCACUCCCACCGUCUACGACAUUCAAGUGGCCGUGGAAGACCCGCUCCGCGCUAAGAUGCUCGCUCUGACCCAGAACCCACAGUACACCGCCGGGCUGCGACAGAUCUCUACUUUGGACGACCAGGUCUCGCUUAUCGUCCAGGCACUGACACACUCGCGUGCCAAACACUCCUUCUACACGGCGUUGAGCAAAGACCCUGCCACGUUCCUCCGUCGCUGGGUCAACUCCCAGCGCAGGGACCUCGAGACCAUCCUCGGCGAGGCAACGCGCGGUGGCGGCGAAGAUGCCACUGGCCCAGAGUUCCGUCGCGGAGGCGCCGAUGGCGCUUGGGACUCUCCGGUGGCCCUCGAAGCGGUGCGGUACAUGCUCGCGAAGCCAGAGGCCAUGCUGCGGUGA
This is a messenger RNA of Aspergillus oryzae RIB40, 1461 nucleotides long. RefSeq names its product SWIB/MDM2 domain-containing protein. NCBI's taxonomy places the organism in Eukaryota, Fungi, Ascomycota, Eurotiomycetes, Eurotiales, Aspergillaceae. Gene Ontology annotation, biological process: regulation of transcription by RNA polymerase II. Gene Ontology annotation, cellular component: nucleus; SWI/SNF complex. The record is from RefSeq and is a predicted model, not a curated record. Bases 1 to 1461 code for a protein of 486 amino acids. The transcript has 2 exons.